Messenger RNA from Helicoverpa armigera (cotton bollworm), 1425 nucleotides. RefSeq names its product H6-like-homeobox (gene Hmx). Gene Ontology annotation, biological process: regulation of transcription by RNA polymerase II. The record is from RefSeq and is a predicted model, not a curated record. Lineage: Eukaryota; Metazoa; Arthropoda; Insecta; Lepidoptera; Noctuidae. The transcript is spliced from 4 exons. The coding region runs from base 234 to 1274 and encodes 346 amino acids. Gene Ontology annotation, molecular function: RNA polymerase II transcription regulatory region sequence-specific DNA binding; DNA-binding transcription factor activity, RNA polymerase II-specific. Gene Ontology annotation, cellular component: nucleus.
UCAGUGUGAAGCGCGCUUCGGCCGUACGCCGGACGAAUGACAUUUGUAGAAAAAAAUUCUCGUUACGUUCCUCAACAGUGAAUUUUAUUAUUAUUUUGAAAAGGACUUUUGUGUGUCUGUGUUUUUGUAUGUAAAUGUUUUGUUGUAUAGAUUGUGCCAGUGUUAAAUAUUUUAAAUCGGAGGAAUUGCUGAUUUUUUUGUAAAGGUCACCAUAAAAUGAAGUAAUAGCCACAAUGGAUUCGCCCGCUUCAUCACAAGACGACAGAGACAUCGAAGUGAACGUGGUCUCCGGCGCCAGCAGCCCAGACAUCACCUCUUCUCCUUCCCGUAAGGACCAGAAGAGCCCCUUCUAUGAUCUAAAGAAGGAUAAAGAAGAGAAGGCAACUGGCAGCGCGCCGUAUACCAGUUUUUCUAUCAGCUCGAUUUUGAACCGUGCGGAGCCGAGAAGAGAGUCAAAUGUUCUUGAAGCGGCGUUGGCUGCUAAUCAUUUUGGGAGUGCCAAUGAUGCCAUGUUAUCGAGAUUGGGUCUGAUAUCUCAGUGGAGCGCUCUAGCCGGGAGGUACGGGGGUUUGGUUCCCGCGCCCUGGUACUGGCAGAGACCACAAGACCGGACUACGCCGCCCAGAGAAGACUCAACCACCAACGAAGAAGGAUCAGCAGGCGGCUCCCCUCGCAUCAGGAGCCCCACCCGAGCUCCCACCCCUCCCUCCCCGUCCCGCUCCUCACCCCGCUCACCUCGCCUCCACCCCGCACUGUACCCCCAACAGCCAGACCCUCAAGACUCCGACCCUGACGUGGACGAGAGCGAUGACUUCGACAAGGACGAGAAACGAGACCCUAAUGCAAACUUAGGGAAAAGAAAGAAGAAGACCAGAACCGUCUUCUCGAGAUCCCAAGUAUUCCAGCUAGAACAGACCUUCGAUAUGAAGAGGUAUCUCAGCAGUUCAGAGCGAGCUGGUCUCGCUGCUUCCCUCCACUUAACGGAGACGCAAGUGAAGAUCUGGUUCCAAAACCGUCGGAAUAAGUGGAAGAGGCAGUUAGCUGCAGAGUUAGAAGCUGCUAACAUGGCUCAUGCAGCUCAGAGGUUGGUUCGCGUGCCAAUUUUGUAUCAUGAAUCCAGGCCGACAUCGAUGCCUCACACGCCAAUGCCACUACAUCCUCAGUUCAAUGAUGGUGUUGGAGGGGUGUACUUCCCUGCGCAGGCUCCUCAGCAGCUGCAGCCGCUGCCGGCGUCUCCUGUGACUUCUAGGGCUCCGUUGUCCAGUCUCGUGUAGUGUUCGCUCGAGCCCGCACGCUCGGAAGACGGACAUUACUGAGUGCUGUCUGUGCGGGGACUGUGUCGACUGUGUCAUGCCAAAUCGUUCAAAUGUAAUGUAUUGUAUAGGUUGGUUAAGACGUUGAAGCGUGUUUUGGUAGGGUCGGAAG